This is a messenger RNA of Aphidius gifuensis, 2890 nucleotides long. It is a transcript of the gene Gclc, whose product is annotated as glutamate--cysteine ligase catalytic subunit. The record is from RefSeq and is a predicted model, not a curated record. The transcript is spliced from 9 exons. Gene Ontology annotation, biological process: glutathione biosynthetic process. Gene Ontology annotation, cellular component: glutamate-cysteine ligase complex. Gene Ontology annotation, molecular function: glutamate-cysteine ligase activity. NCBI's taxonomy places the organism in Eukaryota, Metazoa, Arthropoda, Insecta, Hymenoptera, Braconidae. Bases 297 to 2213 code for a protein of 638 amino acids.
UUACACGAUAGAUUUUUAAUGAAUAUUAUUAUGUCCGCACUAUUAUUUCAUUUAUAAAAAAAAAAAACUAUAAAUGAUAAUUUUAAAUGUGUGUAUGUGUGUGCAUUCUUGAGUAAAAUUGAUACUACUGGUAUAAAUAAGCAGACUUGAGAGUUGAGCAAGCGUCGAUUGUCGAUAUUAUUUUCAGUUUGCAAAUUGAUCUCGUUGAGUUAACAUCUGUCUUGUUUAUCAACAAUCGACGGUAUCUCUGUUUAUUACGUGUUUACAUAUUGAUAUUUAUAUUUAUAAAAUAAACAAUGGGAUUAUUAAGUGAAGGCAGUCCUCUUGAUUGGGAAGAUACUAAAAAACUUGCUGAUCAUGUGAGAAAACAUGGAAUAAUACAAUUUAUUAAUUUGUACAAAAGACUCAGAGACAGACAAGGCGAUGUACUCAAAUGGGGUGAUGAGGUCGAGUAUAUGCUCAUCAAAUUUGAUGAUGAAGAAAAAAAAGCCAGGGUGAGCCUUCGAGCACCAGAAAUAUUAUCAACAUUAAAUGAAAAAGAACUAAAAGAUCCAACAGGUGUCAAGUCACUUUGGAGACCAGAAUAUGGUGCUUAUAUGAUUGAAGGAACACCAGGUAAACCUUAUGGUGGUUUACUGGCUCAUUUUAAUGUUGUCGAGGCAAACAUGAGAUAUCGUAGACAAGAAGUUAUGGAUCAAUUGAAAAAUGGUGAAGUUAUAAUGUCUCUAACAAGUUUUCCCAGACUUGGAUGUCCAGAUUUUACUGAACCACCAGCAAAACCAACUCCAACUAGUGGAGCAUCAAGAAGUUUAUUUUUUCCUGAUGAAGCAAUUUUUCCAGGACAUCCACGUUUUAAAACAUUAACACAAAAUAUUCGUUAUCGUCGAGGUGAAAAAGUUGCUAUUAAUUUACCUAUUUAUAGAGAUGAAAAUGUAGCAAAACCAUUUAAAGAAAAUUUAUUAAAACUUGGUGAUGAUGGAAGUAGUGAAAAAGCUGCAAAAGAUAAUCAUGUUUAUAUGGAUGCAAUGGGUUUUGGAAUGGGUUGUUGUUGUCUUCAAUUAACAUUUCAAGCUUGUAAUAUUCAAGAAGCUCGUACACUUUAUGAUCAGUUAACACCAUUAUGUCCAAUUAUGUUGGCACUAACAGCUGCAAGUCCAUUUUAUCGUGGCUAUGUAACUGAUGUUGAUUGUCGAUGGAAUGUAAUAUCAUGCUCAGUUGAUUGUAGAACAUCUGAAGAACGUGGUGAAGAGCCAUUAAAAAAUAAUAAAUUUAGAAUUCGUAAAUCACGAUAUGACUCAAUUGAUUCUUAUUUGAGUGAACAAGGUGAUCGUUAUAAUGAUGUACCAUUAACAUAUGACAAUGAUAUUUAUAAACAAUUAUUAGACAAUGGAAUUGAUCGUCUUCUUGCACAACAUGUUGCUCAUUUAUUUAUUCGUGAUUCAGUAUCAAUAUUUUCCGAGAAAGUACAUCAAAAUGAUGAAAAAGAUACUGAUCAUUUUGAGAAUAUACAAUCAACAAAUUGGCAAACAAUGAGAUUUAAACCACCACCACCAAAUUCAUCAAUUGGAUGGAGAGUUGAAUUUCGUCCAUGUGAAAUACAAAUAACUGAUUUUGAAAAUGCAGCAUUUGUUUGUUUUAUUGUAUUAUUAUCAAGAGUUAUAUUGAGUUAUAAUUUAAAUUUAUUAAUACCAAUUAGUAAGGUUGAUGAUAAUAUGGCUAAAGCACAAAAACGUAAUGCUGUUAAAGAUGAAAAAUUUUGGUUUAGAAAAGAUAUUACAUCGGAGAUUGAUAAAGAUGUUGAUAUUAAUAAUGAAUAUGCCGAAUUUACAAUCAAUGAAAUAAUUAAUGGAAAAGAUGGUGUUUUUGUUGGUCUUAUUCCACUUGUUAAUUCUUAUCUUGCAAGUAUGAAUGUUGAUGCUGAUACACAUUGUACUGUGCAAAGAUAUCUUAAAUUAAUUCAAAGAAGAGCAUCUGGUGAAUUACUUACAACAGCUGCAUGGCUUAGAAAAUUUGUUAUGACUCAUCCAGAUUACAAAAAAGACUCAGUUGUUUCUGAAAGAAUAAAUUAUGAUCUUUUAAAAAGAGUUCAUGAUAUUCAAACAGAUGUUGAUCCUUGUCCUGAAUUAUCUGGACCAUAUACAACAUCAAAAACAACCGAAAAAAUACCAGCUGCAAUUGCUAAAGCUGAAAAAUGUCCAAUUGCUGAUUGUUGAUAUUUUACAAGUAUUUAUUAAUAUUAAAUAUCAAAAUUUAUAUAUUUAUAAAAUAUGUGAAAUAUAUUUGACGAAAAAAUUUAAUUUAUCAAUAAUGAUUUAUGUUUUAUAAUCAUCAAUCAUUAUUGAAUAAUGGUACUAUGAUAAAUUGACAAAAAAUUUGAAAUGUUAAUUCAAUUUUUGCACUGUUAAAAAAUAUGAAAAAAAUAAUUUCACAAAAUGAAAUUAAAUCAAACAAAAGAAAAAUUAUAUUAUUGACUAGCCUAAAAUGUUUUCUAUUUUUUUUUCUUUGAUUUUAUAUAUAGAGAUUUCAGUUUUUUAAUUAAUUUUUUUUUCACAAUAUUUAAUUUUUUGUAAAGGUUUUUUUAAAGUGGGUAUAAAAUAAAUAAAAAAAUUUAAAUUUUUAGCACUAUUUUGAUGAAUAAAAAAACGAAAUAAUAAUUGCAUUUAGUCAAAAUAAGAUUAAUCAUUCCAAAAUAAUUUAUAUUAAUUAUUAUUUUGACAAAAGAUUGAUUGAACAAAAAAAUUAUAUUAAAAAGGUGUAUAAAUUGCAAAGAAUAACAAAAUGAAUUGAAUAAAAUUGUUGCAUAUAUUUUGCACAUUUGUUAUGUUUACUAAUAUUAUUUUGUAUGUUGUAAAAUAAAUAUAUUAAAAAUAAAAGUGUGAUAAAAUAUUAA